Messenger RNA from Phlebotomus papatasi, 12990 nucleotides. It is a transcript of the gene Snoo, whose product is annotated as ski oncogene. The record is from RefSeq and is a predicted model, not a curated record. Gene Ontology annotation, molecular function: RNA polymerase II cis-regulatory region sequence-specific DNA binding; SMAD binding; DNA-binding transcription factor activity, RNA polymerase II-specific. Gene Ontology annotation, biological process: negative regulation of BMP signaling pathway. Bases 1470 to 3656 code for a protein of 728 amino acids. Gene Ontology annotation, cellular component: nucleus. The transcript has 3 exons. NCBI's taxonomy places the organism in Eukaryota, Metazoa, Arthropoda, Insecta, Diptera, Psychodidae.
GUGCCGAGUGUUGAGUUCAGUCGGAGCUUGCUGUGAUUGCAGACAUGUUUUGUUGCUAGAAAAGACGAGUUCGGGUCGCUGCGGUGAGAGAUAAUCCCAAGUAAAACGGUCAAGUGUGUGCGCUGAGUGAUCGGCGAGUCGGGAAAACGUCCGCAGGACUCACGCACAGUCUCCCCCAGUUGACAAUUCCACCGGGAAUUGCGUCGCGGCAGCUUUUGAUGCUCUUUAGCGUCCGUCUAAGGGCUCCCGUCGCGGUAGUGACAGUGAUUUUUGGUCAUUGCGUGUGUGAGUGUAGCUGAAAUUGCGCAAAAAAAAAAGUGAAGAUUUUUGGGUGUGCGGUGGAUUUGAUUUUGCAGACCCGAGUUCCGAGUACCAUUGGGUGCUUGUGUGUGGCUCUGUGCAAAGAAGGAGGCUCUUCUUUUGCGGUGAUUGUCGCGAAAUUUUAUAAUUAGAAACGAAAGAAGAGAAAAGAGAUUUGGAGAGUGGAAUAAAUAUUGCAAGGGUGAGAGAGAUAGAAAAGUAUGAGAAGAUGGUGAUUCUGUGGUGUUGGUGGAUGAGUUUUCACUAGUGUGCACCCGUGAGCCGUGAGCUCUCCUGCCAAGAGACGUCACUGUGUACAGUGGCGUGCUAGGUAUCGGAUUGUAUUUGGACAAGAGCCAAGGGGUGACCGAGACGCUGGGGUACUUUGCUUCUCGCGGGUGGCGUCCCGGUCGGUCAGUGUGGUGGCGCAAUUGUCGCGCGUGCGAGAUUGUGUGAGUGCAUGGCCGUCUGCGGUGAAUAGGCCAACAAGUUGGAGCGAACGAGAAGGCAGACAAGUGCCAAAAUAAUUUAAUCACACACACAAACAGUGAGGCCUGGCUCCUCGUCUGCGCCAAGUUGGAGAAGACCCUCUCUCCCUCUCUGACUGGUCUCUCUCUCUGAUGUGAGAGAGAGAGAGAGUAGUUAAAAAGUGUUUUGAGACACGUGAGAGAAACAAGUGGCUGUGUGCGUGUUUCGUCGCCGCGUCAGAUUGUAUCGACUAGACAAGAAUCAGCAGAGCGGAGAGAGAGACAUAGCCUCUCUCUCACCAAACAAUCGGACUGGAAGUUUGAGACUCUCAGCGCGACAGUCUGCACCAGACAGACGAUUCAUUAUUUUUUAUUGUUGAGCCACUAAAAUUGCUCUGUGUGUUGCCAUUUCUUUCACACCCAAAAACCCCAACACAUACACACACAAAACAACCAUCAAGUGGUGAGAAGUGCGCGAGGAAGUGGCAGAAAAUCGAUCUGCGAGUGCGACAGGACGAAAUUGUGACAGAGAAAAGUGAAAGGAUAAUUAUGUGGUGAUUAUCAAUCCCCGGGAUAUGCAAAUGUCUGAUACAGUUUAAGGGUUUUGACAAGAGUGACAGGCACCCCUACCGGUAAUAGGUUCAACCUGAUAGCUGUAGCAGCAAUAGAUCGUGUAAUAGACAUUGUGUUUUUUUUUGCAAAAUGAGUGAAUACGUGACACCUCAAUUGAGAACUGUACUCAAGACUUUCCAAGAUAAAGCCACUAAGAGCCUACAAGGGCCUGGCUUAUCCCUAGUUCAUCCGCAGAAGAAGGAGCGUGUAUCUCCGGAAACUGUGGAAGAACCCAUGGCACCCCCGCCUCCAGAACUACCCCAGCCAAUUUUAAGUUCAGCCGAUACAGGACGUGGUGUUCUGUACGAGACCAUCCUCGAGGGUAAACCCAUUGGGUGCUUUCUCUUAGGUGGCGAGAUGCGUCUCUGUCUGCCACAGAUUCUAAACAAUGUCCUCACAAACUUCUCCCUGGAGCAGAUCAAUGGCACCUGCGAAAAAUUACAGAUAUUCUGUUCACAGUGCACAGCUGAACAACUCAAUGAGUUCAAAGCGGCAAAUAUCUUGCCUGAAGAUGUCAAAUUUUCAGGCUUAAUCACGCGCACCAAUGCCGAGAGGCUGUGUUCAACACUCCUCCAUCGGUCGGAGCGUCGGCCUGUGAUCAAGGGUGCCAUCUCCUUCCGUGUGUACCACAGGUGCUUCGGCAAGACCGAAGGAAUAUGUACACCGGAUAUGUACUCCAUUAAGGAGCCAGCGUGCAUUGAGUGCACGGAUUGCGGGGGUGUCUUUUCCCCACAGAGAUUCGUGUGUCAUGUUCACGGUCAGCAAGAGGAACAGACAUGCCAUUGGGGCUUUGACUCAGGCAACUGGCGUGCAUAUAUUCACGUGGCGUACGAUGUGGAGAAUCGUGACAAGUACACCAAGAUGCUGGAUGAGCUGAAGGAACGGGAGUACCAGGAAACCAUGGCCAUGAUCAACGCACAAAGGGAGAGCCUUAGCCUCAAAAGAAAGGCUGUCAUCGAGGAACCCCACAUUCUGGCGAACUCAAUAGACAUUCCCCAGAAGAAGUCCAAAUUGAUAGAUGAUGCGGCUUAUGCUCUGGAUUAUCACUCAUACCAUCCCUAUGCACAGUUCUAUGCUCAUCAGCUUCGGCAGCAGCAUCAGCAGCAACUGUCGGCGUUUCGACCGUGGACGCCACUUACACCAAAACACCUCGCCCACCUCAGCUACCCCAAUGUACCGGGACUGCCCUACCUCAGCCAGGAGCCGCCCAUCCUCCAGAAUCCCGAGAGGGUGGUCCGGCUGUCGGAGUGCGAACGAUUCGAGCGCACCUUCCAGCCCAAUGUUGCCUUAGCACCACGCCGGGUUAAUGGACUAACCAAGGAACUGUCCCCACGAGAUAACUCCCGCAUUGUCACCACCGAUAUUCCCAUUAAAAUUGAGAGAGUUACGUCUCCACGGGAGAAUUCUGUAGCUGGUACCUCACCUGAACUUAGAGUCACAUCUCCGGCAGUUGAUGGGGCACCAGUGAGUCCGGAACAGUUGUCUGGAAGCAAUGAGAUCACAUCGAGCACAUCUCCAGUGCCACUGACGGGUCAGGUAACGACAAAUGGUGUAAGUUCAUCGCCACCGAGGCAAACGGACAGUCAUCCAGCCGGACAUACAAUUCACCUGCAUCACAAUCAUCAACCCAGUGGAACACCAGCGUUGGUUAUGAAGAAUGGAGGAACACCCGCUCUUGCUGGAAAUCCCGAGUUCGAACUCUCCACGGACACGGACGACGACAGUCUCACCGGGGAGGCGGACAGCAGCAUCACGGGGGCUCCGUGGGAUGUAGCAGCUGUAGCGGAGGCGCUAAAAGAUGCAGCACCAGCGGAUCGUGAUAAGGUGCUGCACAUAAUAAAGGUACUUGUGCAGGAGAACAUACAGCUGAGACAGUGCAGUGCCGAAAAUGUCCGCCUGGUUCAGGAACUCCGGCACAAGGAUGACCAAAUAGCCGAGCUGCUGCUGGAACAACAGCGUCGGCAACUCCAACCACCACCGCCGGAACCCCUUGCAACGGUUGUGGUUAAACCGGAGCCGACCGUUGAGGUGGCUCCCAGUAAAACGACUGAAGUGAUCAUGAAGCCACUGAAGAAGUCAGCUAGGCGGAGUCCUGAAGAUACAGUGGUGGUGAUGCCACCAAAUAAAAGGUACACUCUAAGUGCAGCUGUGGCAGCAGCCGAGGACAUUCCUGAUCCACCCAAGGACUCCAUUAAGCGCGUGGAGAUGGUCAAUGGGGUUGGGGAGCACAAGAAGCGUGAAAAUGGUAUGGCCAUUCAAUGCAAAGAUAGUGGAUAAAAUUGGCGUGUUUCUGUCAUCCUCAUGACACCUGCCACCCUACCCUCAUCGUGAUCACGUCUGAUCACAACCCUCCUUAAGAAAACAAAAAACAAAAAAUCCUUUCGAACCCACCCAAAAAUUUUUGCUUCAAUUUUUUCUUCUAAAAAAAAAACAACAAAAAAGAAAAAUCCUUUUUACGGCAAUCGUCUUCUUUGAUUUUGUGUUAAACACAGAGAUUUGCAGUGAUCUUUAUAGAAUGAUUUGGAGGUUUUUUUUGUGUGAAAAAGCCUGCAGAUCAUCGAAUGAUCUUCAAUAAUGGAUCAGUCAUUGCAUAAAAGGAGAAGAUGCAACUCAACAAUUUGUUUUUCUUUCUUCUCAAAUGAGAAAGAAAUAUUACAUGUUUUUUUUUAAAAUUAUAUUUAAUAACUAAUUUAUAAGGAAGAAUAGUCGUAUAAAAAAAAGAGUAUGAUAGAAGAGAACUAUUGAAUGCCACAAAGUGGCGAUGCCAGUGUCUAUUGAUCGAAUUAUUAAUUUUUAGAAAGUCUCAUAAUUCUGUUUUAUUUUCACAGUAAUUCAUUUGAUAUUUUCAUUGUAGAAAUUAUUAGGUAAAAAAAAAACUGUGCGUUUUUUUUUCAAGAGCAUGGCUACGUAUAAAAAAAAACGACAAGAACUUUUAAAAAGUGUAUAGAUGAGAAUGUAAAUUACGGUCAGUUCUUAUUACUUUCUACUGCAGCAACUGAAGUAGUGUGUGAAUAUUUUAUAGGAUCUUGUAAAUAUUUUCGAUAGAGAUAAAUUUCUCUCUUUUUUUAUCUCUUAUCCUACUUUGUACAAUGGACAUAUUGUUGUACAAAGUAGGAGACAAAAGAAAAAAACUAUAUCUGUAUCAUUUGUAUUUAUAUGGUAAUUAUUUAUUGUGUGAUUUGAGAAAGAGAAAUUAGAUGAUAAAAAAAAGUCUUCUAAAAUUUUAAUCAGUGGUACAUCUUUUUUAUUAGUUCUCAUUUUGCAAUAUUCAACCAUUACAGAAGGAUGACAGAAUUGUGCAUUACAAAAAGAGUAAAAAUUAAAUUUUAAACCUAAUUUCCAAAAAAAUGAAUGCGUUAAGCGUUUUGACAUUUGCGCAAUAUUCAUUGAGUAGUUUAAAUGUUCAACACAGUGAGAAGAUACCAAGAGUUUCAAGAAUAAACUAAAGAUAAAAUACAGUGAAAAAAUACCAGUGAACAUUUUAAUUAAAAUAUCCACAUUUAAUUAAAUUUUUAACCUUAUAAAAUAUUUUAGUUCCUCUACGUUUCCUCAUUGGCUGGAGCUUUGAAGUUUUAAAAGCUCUCAAAGCUGUAGCCAAUCACAGACCUCGGUGGGUUUCAUCGCGUUCUCUGAUUGGUUGAAGAUGUGAAAACUGUCAAGCUCCAGCCAAUCAGGCAACAAGAACUAAACUAAAAUUUUUCAUCAGAUUAAAUAUUUAAUAACAUGUGGAUACAACAUUAGAGGGAAAAUAUCAAACAUGAAAAAGAAACUUUACCAUCGACCAAUUUUCCAAAAUGACCUUUUGCAUUUCACAGAACAGCGUCUCAUGAAAAACAAAAUCUAAAAUUUUCGGUAUCAUAGAAAGAGAAAAUAUAGCAAUUUUCCCAAUGAAAAACAACCAUAAUAAUAGUGAGAUUACUAAUAUUUAGUAAGAAAAGAGCAAAAAGAGAUAAAUACGAAUUUAUUAAUAAAAAUGGUAAUUUUAUGAGCAUGAAAAAAAUCGACGCUAUUUAUAUCUAAAAAAAUAUUAAUUAAAAAUUUUGAGGUUAAAUUUAAUUUUGUGUCCCCGCCCUAAAUCACUUUUCAAUAGAGGAAUUACAGUAGAUUUUUGAAAAGUAGGGGAAAAUGUCCAGGCUUCGUACGAUCCCAAGCUUUGUAAUGACUAAAUUCGGGGGGGGGCGGGAUGAAUAAAUAUAGCUACACUAAGAGAAAUCCGAAAAAGUUGAAAUAACAUUCCGGAAAUGUUAAUUUUACCCUGGAGUAUUGACCCGAAAUCGGUGUGAAUAUUAUGCUUUUUAGAUGUAUUAGGGGUUAAAUCUACCUUUUUUCAUGUUAAUUUUACCCUUAAAAAAGUGUAAAAUAAACAUUAAAAAGUGUUGAAAUAUUUUUACACCUAAAAAGUGUUAAAAUUAUGAGGAAAAAAAGUUAAUCGCACCCCAGUUUCUUUCUCAGUGUAGCGAGUGAACUGUGAGUGGCAGAUCGGCAGAUCGCGUUGAUCAGUCUACAAGAUCACGCUGACUCAAUCUCUAAGAUCACGCCGAUAAGUUUCCGAUAUCGCUCCAAUCGCACGAUCAGUUUCAAAGAUCGCGCUGAUCCUAAAUUUUCCCUAUGCUUCUCAAUAAAUGUGACUCAUCGCACCAAUAUUGCAGAAACACAUUUAUUAAGAAAGUAGAAAAAUUUAGUAGUGUUACGAAGCUCGGGAUCGUCCGAAGCAUGGGUACUUUCCCCUAUCAUUUGAGUGACGUCAAUCAAUUUCACAAAUAUAGGUUAGUAAAUAAUUGGUGAGCGCGAAAAAAAAUAAAGUUCAUUGAUAAAUGAAAAAUAGUUUAAGUCGCACUAACAAAUCGUUAUGAAAAUAAUUAAUACAUUACAAAACUGUGGGAAGUGGAGAGAUACCGAGAUGGACAAAAAAAUAUGGGGAAGAGAUUGUCUGGCUGUGCGUAGGUUUUUUUUUAUUAUUGUACUGCCCUUUAAGCGUAGAGAAAAUUUUCCGGAAACAACAGAGUGUGUGAUUAGUAAUGGAAAAAAUUGGAACAACACACUUUAUCACAUACUCUGCCUCUUUGCUCCAACACAUUGAGAGAUUACUAUCUUAAAGCAAAUGAUUUUGACAUUCACAACAAUUUACCAUAGAAUUUUCAUACGGUUUUCUUCAAUUUGAAAGAGAUAUGAAUUUUAUAACCUCAAAAAUGUAAGAUUCCUAACCUCGAAAUGUCUUAUCAAAAUCCAAGUCACGUAAAUAAGAGGUUAUGCUGCAAAUGGACAUUGUUGAAGGGAACAUAAUCUAUUUUGCAAUCUGAUGAUUAGAAUUCGUAAAUACAGUGCCCGCUCUCUAAUUUGGAUCGCUGUAAUCCGGAUGAGUCCUCGACGGUUACAUUUUAAAUAAUAUUGAGGUUAUGUAUGCAUGCGUGGUCAGUAACGAAAAUGACUUAUCCUGUAAUGUUUUUGCAUAAUUAGAGCAUAGAAUUCUCUAAUUAUGUCUUUUUAAUCUUCUUUAAAACAUUCAUUCUAAUUCUACAAAAAAAAAUCAAAAAACCCUUGUAUUAUAUUUUCGAGACGUUGAACAAAUUUGAAAAUCCAUUCGGAUAACGAAGCGGACAUCUGUCAUUUUGUUUCCCUAUUAUCCGAAUAAUAAAGCGGGCACCAUGAAGAAAAUUCUCUUGUUCUUUCACAGACAGAAAAUAAAUUCACACAGCACAAAAUAGAAAAACCGUUGAUCAUUCAAAAAACCUACAUGUCAUUUUGUCUCCCAGUCAGCCGGAUAACGAAGAGUCGAGUGUAGUUUUGUAAAAUGUCAGGAUGACAGAACUUUUGAAUUGCAAUUUUAUUAAAAUAAAUGUUUUUUUCUUGAACUCGCUCGCUCACUUUUGAGUAACUCGUCGGUUUAAAUUUUCGAAGUUCCAACGUGGUUUUAGGUAAGUUCUCUCUGAUAUACCCUCGAAUCAGUACAGGAAAACCUCAACUAGAGAGAGCUCUCAAAUCGGGAAGGUUAUUACUGAACGAGAGGAAUAUGGACAUAAAUUUAUCUAGUGUGUAGAGGCCAUAAGUGUAACUUAAUACAGCUCAAUAUAAGUUUUCUUAACGAUCUUUUGAAUUUUUUCUACGUUAUUGAUCUAAUGUUCCUUAUACGGGCUUCCGACCUAAGGUUUAGCCAUCUGGCUUAACUCCUCUAAUUCAUUAUCAAGCACGAUUUUAUAGGAAAUUAUUCUUUAGGAUUGGAUAUAAAGGGCAUAUAAUCCAUUAGAUUUUGAAAAAUCAAUAAAACUGCUGGUUAUUUAGAUUUUUGAGACUUUCGGGAACUGGGCUAAACCUCCAGUCUGAAGCCGACAUUACAGAUUUGAAGUAAAGAAGAGCAAUCUCUUAAAAAUAAAUGGUCCCGGAUAUUAGGAUCUAAUAUCAAAAAUCACUCGAAUACCUUUGACAAUUCAACAAAAAAAAAUAUGAUGAUACCCUGAUAUUUUUGACAGAUUAAUCAGCCAUAAGCAUAACUGUCAUGCCUUUUCAAAACGCUUUUAAAAAUACUCCUAGAAAACCUUCCAAUUUUUUUUUGGAAAAUUUGGGAAACAUUCUUAACCUGCAAAUUAAUUUUAUAACCGAAUAAACGGUUUUGUGAAUGUCAAAAUCCAUCUGACAGUUAUUAUUCUCUAAUUUCAUUUAUUGACCAAAAUAGGUUAUUUUCGGAUAAGAUAUCUUUGCAAUGAUAAGAUUAAAAUAAAAACAUACAAAGAAUUUUGAAAUAUUGCUUCAAUUUCAAUUCCAGUAUAGUUCUUUUAGGUUAUUUUCAAGAUAGCCUCACAUUUUUCAUCUUAAAAAGAGAAUAAGUCCCAAUGUCAAAAAAAAACAAUAUCUCUCACGUGAAUUUGCAAAUUUUAGCAUAAGUCCAAAUUUCCUGCUAAAGUUAAAUCCCGAACCUGGGAUAAAGCAAUGGGGUUGUGGCGAGAUUCUGGGCCGCCCUAAAAAAAAAUCGUGGGUAGGCUCAUUAAAAGGCCAUCAGCUGAGCGUGCACCAGAAAGGGCAUGAAUUGGUCAAUUCGUUUGUGUUGAGAUUUAAAAGCAUUCAGGCCAGAGGUGUUUUGCAUAAAAUAAUUAAUUGGCCUGGGUGUUCAUCCAUAACGAUUUAUUUAUUGAGGCUCGCAAACAACAACCCCAGAGAAUAUUAAUUUUUUCCAGGGCAGGGGGACAGGGGGAAUAGAUGGUUUGGUGGUUAUAUGAUUUAUUUGGAAAUUUAUUAAAUCAAUUCGAGAAUUAGUCAUUUGGGUUCACAUGAUUUACUCUUCAAUGUCCUCCUCUCCAUCUUCCACCUCAAUUUUCAAUUUUAAUUGAUAAACAGAUCCGUUAAGAGAAUGAUACUGCAGAUUUCCCGGAAGAUGAAUUUGUUUAUCUACUGAGAAUAUAAAGAAAUCUCUACACUCCCAAAAUUAUUUUCAUAAUUUUUGGUUAAAUUUUGUGCGAUUUAAAAAGAAUAUAAUCAGCCUGAACACAGCCGUAGUUUCUCCAAAAAAAACAAGUUCGAAAACGUUUCAUAGGAUUUUGAGUUCGUAUUAAUUUCGCAAGGAGGCUCAUAUAAUUGAGAUUCUAUCAUUUUCGAAUUUCGAAAUGUUUCAAAUAUCAUUAGAAGCGCAGUCUUCACUUUGUUGUGAUAAACAGAGCAACGAAAUUUUUAAUAUUCUUCUUCUUAAUAGAAUUUCCCACAUAACCAUUUUGCAACUUCGUUUAAAUUCGAUUUAAUGGACAACGCAUAAAUCUUAAGUUAUUAAAUUAAACAAAUUUCGAAAAAUCGAAAAAUGUGAAUUACAUCAUAAACUAAUAAUUUUAUAACAUUUCGAAAUCUGUUUUACGGAAGAACUUAAGUUUUUGGCACGCUGUCCAUAAGUGUAUAACAUCCAAAAGUGUAGACUCCACCCUAAAGCCUAUUUAAACUAGGGUAUUUUAGUUCGAAAUCUCCUUUUCGAAAUAAAAAUUCCUCAAUGAGCUUAGCCCCGCAUAUACUCUGUCUAUCUAUCGAUGCAUUAAUUUCGAAAUAAAAUUAUUGAAUACCUGCAAUUAAUUCUUUAGUCUUUCAAUGAUUCCGGUUUUUAAUUGAAAAAGAAAAUUAAUUAGACCUUCGUUAGCGAGGUUAAGUCCUUGCGAACCAUAACAUCUCCAGCGAGGAAAUUUCACAAUUUUUAAAUCAAAUCAAUUGGAUAUUCUUUUACUUUGUAAUAAUCAAAAGAAUCGAUUUUUAUUCAUUUUAAAUAACCCAAAAAUUUGUUUUACUCAGAAUAUUCAAAUUUUCUUUUGGGCACGCAAAAUGUCGUUCUUGAAUGUCUCCCGGAUCUGAACAGCAAUAAAUAAGACCUCUGAGGAGUUUCUUUGAGCUUAAUUAGUCUUAUUUGACUAUUAUCCUAAGCAAAAUAUUCUCCAAGAAUCUCCGCUUAUUGAAAUCGUACAAAAGUGACUAAAACUCUUUCGGUGUUUGCCAGAGAACUCAUUUCUUUUCAAAUUUAAAACACUGAAAGAGCUGCGACUACAUAGCACUCUGUCAGAUACAUAAUCUAAAAAAAAUGGCUAAACCUCAAGUUAUUCGACCCCAUAACACAUGGCAGAUAGAUUUCACCUCCGGAAUGAACCACUGAGAGUGCAAACACAAGUAGAGUUUGAUUCUCCAAUUGUGUCUUGGAUACAAAAAGUCGUUGAUGUUCGAAUAAUUCAAACUCAAUUUCGAAUUUCCAUACUAAAGUUUCGCAGAAGGUGGGUAGAAUUUAUGAAACAUCAUACAGUAGACUCUCGAUAAUUCGGCUCUUUUAAGAUCGGACUAUUUUUUAAUUCGGGAAGCAGUUAAAUUUGAAAAAAAAAUUGUCAAUAUUUUUCAAGUUUUCGAAUAAAGCUCAACUUUGCCAUGAUUUGUCUCAGUUAUGAUGUUAUUUUGCAUUAUUUAACACUAAACCUACCGAACGUUUUUGCUCGUUUUUCGGUCAAACGACAAACCGCGGUAGGGAAGGAUACUCAACAAAUUUGUCUCGUAAAACAGAAAAAAAUAAACACUGAAAAAUAUAAUUACAUGCAUAUUUUAAGAAAUUUAUAAAGUUUGAUAGCGACAUUGUACCGUUUAAAUAUGUGUUAAUUUGAAACCGGUCAAUUUGACCGGGUUUUGAUAGGUUUAGUGUUUAGGGUUUUCAUGAAAUUUACAAUAAAAUAUGAGUAUGUGAAAUUAAAAAUUAGUAUGCAGAUAUACAAAAAAUCGUUGCAUUUCGAAAAAUUUGACGCCCGAAUUUCUCUCUAAUUUGUAUGACAUUUCGGUCCCAAAUGCCCGAAUUUGAGAUAGUCUACUGUACUAGAAAGCUCGCUUUGUGUUUGUCCUCACAACAAAGUGAAGAUUUACACAUUUUGACGAGCACUUCGAAAUUCGAACACCUUGCGGAAUUAUCAAAAAGUAAGAAUCUUUCCGUACAAAAGUAGAUCUUGAAAAAUUCGAAAAUCUAUUUGAAGAAUUAAAAAUAGACUUUCUUACUUCUUAAUACUUUCGCAAGGUGGCGGAAGUUACAAGAAUUUCGAAGCGUUGAAGUCUCAAAAUGUGACGGUCUUCACAUUGGUGAGGAAAAAAGAGAACAGCGAUGCUUUACUGUUCUUUCCCCAGUAUUAAAUCUCUCCAUAAUCACUUAGUAACUCUUUUUCCAGCUUUCUAGUGUAAUAUUUGAUAAAUUUUCCCCACUUUGUUCGAAAAUUUAGUAUGAAAAUUCGAAAUUGAAUUUUAAUUCUUCGAAUUUCAAUUCAAUUUUUUCAAUUUACAGCCAGAAAAAUUCUUGGAGACCUAAAGAAGACUCGAACCCGAAACACUUUCGUCAUAGAGAGAAAGCUCCGCGACUUUCGAAAUACCCUAGUUUAAAAGGGCCUUUAAAAUAUCAUUUAUCCAAGACACUUUCAAAUCAGAAAAGAAAAAGCUACGGCUGUGAACAGGCGGAAUGGGUAAAUAAUCAAAAUCUUUGGAAAAAUCAUUUAGAAAUACACUUUGGGAUCUUUUUUUGUGUGAAAUCAUUAAAAAUAAACAAUCAUUGCAAUAAGUAAAUUACUGCCAAAAAAAGAAAUUACGAAAAAGAAGAGCAAAAAAAAUUAUUUAAUAAAAAAAAGCAUAAUUGCGCUGCUUAGACUGCUACCUUUUCCUUUAUAGGAAUGAAGAAAACGCGCAUAUUUUAUUAUAUAAGUAUAAAUGUUUUUUUUUUAAAUACUAAAGUCAGUAAAUUUUUCCAUCAGAAUAUUAAUUAUGUAAAAAUUAAUUCAAUAAAAAUUUUUCUUCAAUUUUAUUGCCUUUUUAAUUAAAAGCCAAUUGACCUUUAAGUAUCCCUCAUUAUGGGUAUUUUGGCUGCACAUUUGCAUACCCGUUGUUUUUUUUUCUUAAUCAAAUUAAAUUCAGCUCAUCCACUCUCACAAAUAUAAAGCUAAUUUUAUCAAUUUGAAAGUACAAAAUAUUGAAGGUGCUGUAAAUAAUAAAUUUUGAAACAAACUACAAAAUGUGUGGAUGUAGAGAAUAAAAAUAACAAACUGUAUAAUUAAAAUAAACAUUAAAUAUAGCCAGAAAUCAAGUAAAAAAAAACACUGUAAAAUUAAUGACAUAUUGAACAUUUUUAUUCUUCAUUAGCAGCACUAUUAUUAUUUUGCUUUCAAUUUAUUAUUUUAUUCGUGUAUUUCAACUUGUCACCUCCCAACAAAAAAAGUCAGAAAAUUAUUAAAUAAAAGUUGUGUGUGUAGACCAGAACUUACUUAUAGAAAACAAAAAACUCAGUGAAAAUAAAUGACAAAAUAUAGUAAAAAAAAUUGCAGAUUAAUAUAAAAAUGCAGUUUAGUUUGCGAAAGAAGUAAAAUUAAUAAAUCGCAAAAGAAAACAUAAAGUCUCGCCAAAAAAAAAAAACAAUUUACUAUACAUUUUAGUCGCGAAUGAGAAAAUUUCCUACUUUUAUAUUUCCUUCUAAAUUAAAGAUGACGAAAUUUAAAAAAGAAAAAGAUUUACUGUUAUUGUAAGAAGAGAGAAACGGGAAAAUGAGAGAGAGCAAAAUGAGAUUGUUAAUUUCAAGUAAAAAAAAAAAUAAGAAAAAUUAAGUAAAACGAUAGAGUCUUGUUGAAUUUAUUCAAUUACAAAAAAAUAAAUUAUAUUUUUUCAAAAAGAAAAAACCACGAGAAAAAAAUUAUUGAGAAACUAUAGUUAUUUAUGAAUUAAAAAAAAAUGAAAAAUCUUGAAAUUAUUAGUUGGCUGUUAUUUGAUAUAAAAAAAAAUAAUUAUUAUAUUUGGUGAUCUCAUCUCUUUUUAAAGAAGAAAUAAAAUAGACAAGUGAAAAAAAUGAAAAAUAAGUUGUGGAAAAAUUUUUUCAUAAUGUAUAUAAAUUAAGAAUUAUUUUCGUUUUUUUUUUUUGUACAUUUUGACAAAGAAAGUGCCAUUUUCGUAUAAAGUAUCAAACCUUUCUUUUUUUAAAUUUGUGUUAAUAAAACACAAAAAAAAUUCACGAUACGUUGUUUUUUCUAAAUCAAGAUUCUGAAGUUGAUUGAAUAAAAAAAUAGCAUCAAAAAAAGACGAUCAAGUGCACUCUUUGAAAAAAGAAAAAUAAUUAGACAGUUUUUUUUUUUCAACAAAAAAAAAGAAA